Messenger RNA from Dunckerocampus dactyliophorus (ringed pipefish), 2004 nucleotides. RefSeq names its product fibroblast growth factor 10a (gene fgf10a). Gene Ontology annotation, biological process: positive regulation of epithelial cell migration; positive regulation of protein phosphorylation; positive regulation of ERK1 and ERK2 cascade. The transcript is spliced from 3 exons. Bases 639 to 1394 code for a protein of 251 amino acids. Gene Ontology annotation, cellular component: cytoplasm. Lineage: Eukaryota; Metazoa; Chordata; Actinopteri; Syngnathiformes; Syngnathidae. The record is from RefSeq and is a predicted model, not a curated record. Gene Ontology annotation, molecular function: chemoattractant activity; growth factor activity; type 2 fibroblast growth factor receptor binding.
GGCAAGGGAGAGAGGGAGAAAAGAGAGAGGGAGGGAAGAAGAGGCCAAGAAAGAGAGGGCGAGAGAGAGAGCUACAGAAGGCGACGCUCUGCUCGGAGCGCUCACACAAGGAGCGACCACGGCCCCGCUUACACUUUCAAAGUCUGGAUUCUUUCACCUCUUGCUUUGUCUCGGAUUUCUGUGGACAUUUUGUUUUCAAAGUUUUUUUUUGUUUUGUUUUUUUGGUACUGGCUGAACUUUUUGUUGUGGUACCGAAGCGGUGGACCAUCUCUCACCACCUCCUGGGACUGGAAGAGAGCGGUGCGGGGACUGGUGUUUGAUUCUGUAUCAAUGAACUUGAGGGUUUUAAGUGUGUGAGGACGACUGGGAGUGAAGUGUUGGAGGGAGGACGAAGGCGCCCCCCUGCCCUCCAGUUGCUCAGGCUGAGGUGAUCUGACUUAUGGAUGUCAAAGCAUUCCUAAAGAGCUCCUGAGGAAUAAACAAACAGCGCCGAGAAGCGUCCAUCGUACUCUGGUACAAAAGGUGGUGGUUGUGGGUUGGAGGAGGGGGCCUCUCCUGCUCUUGUUCCCUCUCCCUGCCGCUCAUCUCAGCAUGCCCCAGCCCCUGAGCACCUCCACAGCUCCUCCAGCUCCACUACCAUGUGUAGAUGGACAGUGACACAAGGUGCACCCGUCGCCUGGCUCUCCUCCCACCCCUGCCACCGCAGCUACGCAACCUCCACGCGCCUACUCCCCCUCGCUUUCCUUCUCUUGCUCCUCCUGCUUGGACCCUCCUCGUCCUCGCCCCAGCCCUCUCCUCCGCCGCUGAGUUUCAACCAGAGCCACCAUGCCGGAGGAGGGAGCCCGCCCCAGGAAACCCCGACAUCCUCCAGCUCACCGUCGCCCCUGCACGCCUCCUCUGCCAGAUUGCCGCGGGCGACAAACCUGUCCUUGUCCUCCUCUGCCGUGGCAGGGCGCCACGUGCGCAGCAGCUACAACCACCUGCAGGGAGACGUCCGCCGGCGAAAACUCUUCUCCUACCAGAAGUUCUUCCUCCGCAUCGACAAGAAGGGGAAAGUCAACGGCACCAAAAGUGAGGACGAUCCGUACAGUAUUCUGGAGAUCAAGUCAGUGGACGUGGGGGUGGUGGCCAUCAGGGGCCUCAGCAGCAACUACUACCUGGCCAUCAGCAAGAAGGGGGAGCUGUACGGCGCGAGGGACUUUGGCCCCGACUGUCGCCUGAUCGAGCGCAUCGAGGAGAACAAGUACAACACGUACGCCUCGGCCGAGUGGCGCAACAAGCGGAAGCACAUGUUUGUGGGACUCAACGCCAACGGCAAGGCCGUCAGGGGGAAGAAGACCAGGAGAAAAAACACAACCACUCACUUCCUGCCCAUCGUGGUGCAUCCACGAUGAUGGGACGUUGUACCGGCCGGGGGGGCGGGAAGGGGGUUGGUUCUGCAGACUGCUGAGCAUCUGGAUGACUUUGUUUGGAAGCUGACUGAAGGCUCCUUGAUGUGAAGGAUGCACUGGGUAGGAUGGACACCAUAAAGACAUUCUGCAUCUGUCAGAUGAGGACAAUUUUAUUUUGAAAGAAAGAUGCUGUAUAUUGCUAUACAUGUAUAGAAUAUUUUCUGCUCUAAGUUAUAAAAGUGCGCUGGCACAGUAAGAAAUAAGGGAGUAAUAAUAAUAAUAAUAAUAAUAAUAAUAAUAAUAAUAAAUGUGAUCAGCAGCUUGUGGGAUGGACUGAGAAGUCAGAAGAGAAGGUCGGAGAAGAUGGAAACCAAGUCAAACAAUAUCAUGGGUUUUCUUUGAAUUUAUUUAUUUUGUGUAAUAUUUAACAGAAAACAUGCUAAAGAGGCAGUUGUCUUGUCUUUUUUACCCUUUUAUCCUUCUCUCUUUUUUUUAAUACUAUCUCAUUGUAAAGCUGAAUAAAUAUGGAAAUAUAUGUGUCUUCAACUUCUUUGAUCCUUCUCACAUAUUUCAUUUAUCAUGGCUAACAUGUGGAAAUGAUUUCACGUUAAAU